AAACAUUUUGUAAACAGAAAAAAAUUCCUUUAAAAAAACUAUAAUUUGAGCUUGUAUUCGUGCUUUUUUUCUCGUUCUAACCAUCAUGCCUUGUAUAGAAGAAUGGAUGUCGAAUCCCUUGCUACUGAUAGACCAAAAAAUGGAGUUUGACGAUGAGUGUCUCAUAAAGCAGGUUAAAGACUAUUUUUCUGAGAGAAUACAGCAGAAAAGCCUUGAUAAGAUUCAAUCCCUAAAUGACAAAAGCCUUGAUCACAUUAAACCUAACACCUUGGUGAGAUUUCGAUGUAUGAUCCAGGAUAUGUUUGAGCCGGAGUACUACCUUUCCAGAUAUGAAACCAUUGAGACUGACAGUGGGACAAAGGAGAAACAUCUAGGCUUGUACCGUGACGUUGCUUCAUGCAAGCCUGGACAACAAAUCAACAUGGACUGUCCACAAAACAAAACAAGAGAAAGACAAUGCUUUUACUGUGUUCCAAUACCAGCUGAAACGACAUGGGCAAAGAAAGCUUAUGCCAAAGCAGCUAGCCCUAGCCAUUGCCAGUCUGGAUCAGUUGCAACUGCUGGGACGUCAGGAAUGUUAAAGAGAAGUGUUGACGAGUUGCAGGAAAGCAUCACUGAUGGUGAAUGUUUUCCAAACCAGGGUAGCACAAUGGCUGAAGACGAUCAAGGUGGUGACAACAAGAAGACAAAAUGGGAGAAUGAUCAAGAAAUGACAAGAACUGUCUCACUUGGGAAUGCAGACCUCAAUUUUCCUCUGCCUGAUGAGAAAGGUUCGCCCUGUAUAAUAAAGAUUUACGACGAUUCAGAAUCUUAUAAAGUCAAUGAUAUAGUUGAGUUUGUUGGCAUCUUGAGUGUUGAUCCACAGCUUACUCAUUUUCAAAACCAAGGAGAUCAAAUGACGUCACCAUUUGAUGUAAUGGAAGUUGAAGAAGAUGAUCCGCACUCCUUGCCAUCCUCCAUCGUCCCUCGUAUCCACGCGGUCCUCAGUUUCAAAUUGGAACAUUCCAAUCCAUGUCUGUCGUCUGACUUGGCCGGGAACGAAAAUCUGUUCAGUGAAGUUAGUCAAGUAAGAGAAACGCUCCUGAACGCUUUUGAAAAUAUCUUGUGCGGUGAUCCUUUAGCAGCUGAAUAUUUGCUGUUACAUCUCCUUUCGACUGUAUAUUCUCGACCAGAUGUUUUGGCUCUGGGCAAAUAUGCUCUAAACCUCGUUGGCUGUUCAAACGGUGUUGCUAAGGAAGUGUACAAAAUAGUGGAAUAUUUAUCUCCAAAGUGUUGCGCGUUUCCAAUGACUAUUGAAAAUUUAAACAAAUCGAAAUUGGUACCAAAGAAAGAUUACAAAACCAACAGAUUAACUUCCGGCAAACUACAGCUCAGCGACAAUACUCGUAUUGUAAUCGAUGAAACAGCCUUGGAAGAAGGUCAACUUGAUAAUAAUGGAGUUCAAAAUAUUGCUGCAAUAAACCACCUCAUCUCAUGGCAGAAGCUACAAUAUGAUUUUGGAUUUUAUAAAACGGAUUUCUUCACAAACGUGGUAAUCCUUAUAUUGUCCGAAGGAAAAUCCUUAUUACAGGCUGACUCUCGCAUCCAAAUUGUCUCCAAGAAACCUCCAGUAUCUUUCGAGAAAAUUUGUCAAAACUUUGACGAAACUUUUGUGAACAAUGUGAGAAAAUAUCUUGGUCUUGCACGCCUUAUAAAAUAUGAAAUAAGCCAUGAUGCUCAAAAGUUCAUAGAAGAGGAUUUCGUUCAAAUGAGGCAAGCAAACCCAAGUGGAAUUUCUGUAGAAAGAUUCCAUUCCCUUCUAAGCCUUGCAAGACUUGUGGCUUUAAGCCGUGGACGAAAACACCUUUUAAAAGAAGACUGGAUUAGAACAAAACACAUAGAAGAGUUAAGACAAGAUAGUUUAACUCGUGGAAGAUCCAACCCAUAAUUUUUGAUAUCUAUAAAAUCUUUUUCAGUCUCAAAAAAUUUUCUAUAUACUCUCUUUUUUUUCUCAAAAACAUACGAGCUAAUGUAACCUAUAAGGUGUUUAGAUGGUUGUAUAACCGCAUGCAGUAUCUUUGUAGAGUAAAUUCUGGAAAUCAGGUGGACUAAAUAUACCGAUAUUCUCGACUUAGUUAUUGAAAAGAUUUGUCAAGGUCAAAUAAUACAAUUGUGUGUUUUUUUCUAUGAAUGACUCGGGUGAAUUAAUAUUGUG
Dendronephthya gigantea is the source of this 2194-nucleotide messenger RNA. RefSeq names its product mini-chromosome maintenance complex-binding protein-like. Gene Ontology annotation, molecular function: chromatin binding. The coding region runs from base 86 to 1927 and encodes 613 amino acids. The record is from RefSeq and is a predicted model, not a curated record. Gene Ontology annotation, biological process: DNA-templated DNA replication. NCBI's taxonomy places the organism in Eukaryota, Metazoa, Cnidaria, Anthozoa, Malacalcyonacea, Nephtheidae. The transcript is spliced from 19 exons.